AGCACACGACAAUUUCCGCGCUCGAGUGGUUGACGUUGCGAGCUACGGUAGUGAACAGCUCUUGUUUUCAUAAAACGAGCUUAAAGCGAGCAGGAGCUGCUGCUGCCCGAGGAAAUGUUGCAGAUCAUGAUCGCCAAGAACUUUCUUCACAUGAAAACGCACUGGACUUCCAAUCCGUUUGCAAGUUUCUGAACGUCAUUCUGCCCAGUCUGCUAUUGGAGUACACCGAAUACCCGUUCGACAUUGGCUUGCUGUCCCUUCCUCCAGGCUCUUGCUCCACCAGUGUCCCUGGCAUCUUCUCGCACCCCACCCGGGCGUUUGAUGCGGACUUGGAGUUUCGGCGAGCCGUGUUGAGCGACACAAUAUUGAAGCUACUGUUCGGCGAUCCGCCGGUGGAGGAAAAUUAUUGGGGAAAACAACUGGAUGGAAAACUGUCGGGAAAGGCGGAAAGUUACGAAAAAAUUCAUGAGCUGUAUUUCGAUAAUUGUAGUUCUUCUUCUGGAUCCGCAAUCGAGAUGUUGCACGGGGACGAGCUGGACAUACGAAAUUUUGCAAGCAAGGACACUGAAAAAGUAAGGAAUAGCUCGGAAGAACAAGGAGGACGAGGAGGCUCGGUUCUUUCCAGGAAAGAUGAGGAAACGAAAUUACGUCUACCGCAGAACACAUCUUCAUCCUCACGUUCCUUCAAGAAGAAGCUCCUUUUCCUACAACGCCGUCUGCUGGACAAACCGAGGCCGUUGGUAGUGGACAGAAUCAAAGAUUUUCCGAAGAACAUUAACCCACAAGAACCGGAACUACAAAUGGAGGCCGAGCAGAUCGGCUGUAUCAUCCCGUCGAAGGAGGCGGGCACGGUUGUUGAGGGUAGGAGCAGCGCACCAACUACGACUGACGUUGCUGAAGAUACUAAAAACCAAGCUCUGAUGCUGCAAGGGG
Messenger RNA from Amoebophrya sp. A120, 933 nucleotides. The record is from the annotation of a GenBank genome assembly. Lineage: Eukaryota; Dinophyceae; Syndiniales; Amoebophryaceae.